UCUUUAAAAUAUAUUUUAAGGAGAAGAAAUAUUCUCCUGUUGAACCUAGCCUUAAAUACAAAUGGUGCUGGCUCUAAACUUGUGGCGCCCAAUACAUGCGAAAAACAGGGAAAUGUCAGCCGGUGUUUCAUAACUUAGUUGACACUUAACUUUGAUCUUCGUUUCCAACUGAAGUUUAUGAAUUGUUGAUAGUACAUCGUUUCUGACAAUGGCAUCUUCGGCCUACGACAAUGAACAGCCCAUGUCAAAUGGAAUGAUCGUGAGAAUCACACUGGUCGAUUUUGUGACUUAUUCUAAUGUGGAAAUUUAUCCGAAGGCGAAGCUCAAUAUAAUACUCGGACCGAACGGAACAGGCAAAUCCACAUUUCUUUGCGCUGUGAUUCUAGGAUUGGGAGGCAAGCCGACUGUCAUAGGCAGAUCGUCCAACGUGGCAGAUUACAUUAAAAGAGGUUCUAAAGAAGCAAUAAUUGAAAUUGAAUUAUUCAAUACAAAUGGAAGAAACUAUUCAAUUAAAAGGAAGAUAAUAAAUAGAAACAAUUCCCAGUGGUUUCUUCAAGGAAAGCAAGUUGCAUUCAAAAAGAUUGAAGAAAUCUUAUCCAAAUUUAACAUAGACAUAAAUAACUUAUGUCAAAUUUUGCCUCAAGAUAGAGUUCAAGAUUUUGCUAAAAUGAAUAAAGUGGAAUUGCUAGAUGCUACACAAAAAUGUGUUGGAAAUAUACAGUUGUUUGAGUGUUUUGAAAAGUUGAAAUCUUUCAAAUCCAAUUCCAUCAAUAACAAACGCAAUUUGUUAGAUAUUAAACACAAAAAUCAAAUUGAAGCAGACAAACUGGCAAAAUUAGAAGAAGAAGUGAACACAUUUAGAAAAAGGCAAAAUGCAAUUGCAACCCUUGAUAAUAUGAAGAAGAAAGUUCUUUGGUUACAAUUCGAAGAAAAAGAAAAACAUAGGGUGGAGUUUUCUGAACAAGUCAAAAAAGUUGAAGAGUUGUGUGUGCAAGUCGAUGCUGAGGUAAAACCAGUUCAAGAGGCCAUAAGAUCAACAUUGAAGCUUGAAACAAACAUAACGAAACAAAUUGAUGACAUGACACACAAAUUGACAAAUUUAAAACACGAAGAAAAAGAAAUGGUCAAGAAACUUUUAAAACAAAAAAGUAAGUUAAACACUUCGAAAAUUGAUUUCGAUCAAAAGAUUGAGUCAGAGAGAAAUAGAGAAAAAGAAAUACAAGAGUGUAAGAAACAGCUGGACAUCAUUUCUAGAACACUUCCAAAAUCUACAGAAAAUGACUUAACGUCAGAGUUAAAAAGUAUAGAAGAAGAAUUAAGAAUGAUUGGAAAUAAAAAGUGUGAUCUAAGGAAAGAGGAGUAUACUCUACAGCAAAAUUAUUCAAAUGUAAAUGAACAAUUAAAAGUUAUCGAUUACAAAUACCAACAAGCAUGCAGUAUCAAAGAAAGUAAAAUGAAAUUGUUGCAUGAGAAUCCAGAUUUACACACUGCCCAUGAUUGGCUUCUGAACAAUCAACAUCAAUUCAAGAAGAAAAUUUAUGGCCCUGUGUUUUUAGAAAUAGAUGUUAACAAUGCAGAUAAAGCCAAAUAUGUAGAAAAAUGCAUUAGGUACAGGGAUCUAAUCGCUUUUGUUUGUGAGGAUCCUGAGGAUAUGAGUAAAUUUUUUGAAAUAAUAAGAGAUAAAGGUUUACAAAUAAAUACGCUUCAUUGCAGCCCUCCAGACAGGGAUAUAAGAACUAUGUUUCCACCAACUCUGCCCUUGUCAGAAAUUAAACAGUUUGGCUUCACUGAUUAUGUGCUAGAUUUUAUUAAAGCACCACCAGUUAUUUUGAAGAUGCUAUGCCAGAAAUUUAGAGUUCAUGAAGUGCCUAUUGGUUCAGCAGAGGUCGAACAGAAUUUCAGUAGUAUACCUCAUCAAAUAAAAUACUACUUUGCAGGAGACAAAUGUAUUCAGUCAAAAAAGUCUAGAUUUUCUGGAGAAGUGAUACAUAAUGUAAAGGAAAUCGGUUCAGCGAGGUUCCUCUCGUUUCCUAUCAAUGAUGAAUUAAUAGAUUCAUUAACUGUAGCGUUAAAUGAAAAAAAGGAAUCCGUAAAAGUUAUAAAACAUAAUUUGGUUGAGAAACAACAAAAGUAUAAAGAAUUGGAUGUACAGAUGAAUCAUUUAAAAAAUAAAAAACGUGACCUUCAUAUAGCUAUUGAACAUAUUAAAACCACAACAGUUCGAUUAAAAAUGAAAGAAGAAGAACUUAAGUUAAUGGAAGAUAAUAAAAUAGAUGUUAAUGUUGAAAUGGAUCAAUUAAACCAGUUGGUCCAGAGUUGUCUGAAAGAAUCCGUUUUAAUUCAAAAACAACUGAAUACAAUUGUUAAUAAACAAAGUAAAAAUAACAUAUCCUUAAGUCUGAAAAAUUUAGAACAUGACCAAAUCACACGGGUAUUAACCGAGAAAGAAAAAAAAAGUGCAUCAAUCAAAAGGAAAAAAAAUGAACUUGUAGAAAAAUUGGAAAAUAAAAAAAAGGAAUAUUUGUCUUUAAAGAAUGAAGUUAAAUUUCUUCUAAACCAAGCAAGAAAAUCAACAGACGGAUUGACGCCUGAUGAUGACAAGUUUAUUAAAAAAUAUGCACCUCAGUUUUCGCAAUUUGCCGAAAAUAUUGACGAAUUACAGCAAAGUAUAUUACAGUUAGAAAAUGAAGUGGAUUUAAUCAGGGCAGCUAGUAAAAAAAUUUUAUCCGAUUAUAAAGAGCAACAAGAAAUUGUCUCAAAACUGAGGGGCGAGGUAGAAAAAAUGGAAGUUAUGAUUGGUUCUGAGGAGCAAGAGUUGAAUGCAUUAAAAGAAAACUGGUUCACCACCGUUCUAGCUUUGUUGGAUGGAAUUAAUUUAAAGUUUUCUGAUUAUUUGAGCUUUUUGGGUUGUAGUGGUUCUGUUGAACUUGAUCAUGGAAAAGAUCCGGAGGAUUAUGAAAAUUAUGGCGUCAGUAUCAAAGUAAAAUUCAGGAAUGAUGAACCACUGCAAGAGUUAAAUGCCUAUGUGCAAAGUGGGGGAGAAAGAUCUCUUACAACCGCAAUUUUCCUCUUAUCGCUUCAAAACAUAAUUAAAGUGCCAUUUAGAUUUGUUGAUGAAAUCAAUCAGGGGAUGGAUGCCUUUAAUGAAAAAAGAGUGUAUUUUUUGAUAACGUGUGCUGUUUGCAAGGAUCCUCAAGCCCAAUAUUUUUUAAUCACUCCGAAGUGGCUUGAAGACAUGAAGUUGUCAGUUGAAACAACCAUUCAUGUCAUUUAUGCUGGUGCUUUCAGCGGCUUGAACUCGUUGGAUGAUACUGAGUGUAGUGUGCAAUCAGAUGAGGAAGAUAUGUACAAUCCCCCUUUUGGCACUUCCGUGUGGUCAAAGCAAGCUUAUUUCAGGGCAUUGGGGAUUUAAUAGCAUUUUAAUUUAAUUAAAUUUUAAAUUAUCGUUUAAAUAACUGACUCCUUGGAGGAGUUGGUCAGAACACGAUCUUUUAAAAUAUUUAAUUUUUGUUUCACUGUAUUAUAUUUUUGUUUAAUAUAUGUAAAUUUAAUAUUGUAAGAAAUGUUACUAGAUUUUAGACAUUGUUAUAAGUAAAAUAAGUUAACAAUUGUAUUAUUAUCUUUGUAUUGUUUUACUUGUUGAUGAAGUUUGGUGUUGUUGCUUCCUUAGAACCUCUUUUAACCUAGAAGAAUAUUUAAUGAUGUGUAAUAAAAAUAUU
Cimex lectularius (bed bug) is the source of this 3719-nucleotide messenger RNA. It is a transcript of the gene SMC5, whose product is annotated as structural maintenance of chromosomes protein 5. Gene Ontology annotation, cellular component: Smc5-Smc6 complex. Gene Ontology annotation, biological process: double-strand break repair via homologous recombination. Gene Ontology annotation, molecular function: ATP binding; ATP hydrolysis activity. The record is from RefSeq and is a predicted model, not a curated record. The coding region runs from base 209 to 3412 and encodes 1067 amino acids. The transcript is spliced from 21 exons. Lineage: Eukaryota; Metazoa; Arthropoda; Insecta; Hemiptera; Cimicidae.